This is a messenger RNA of Chiloscyllium plagiosum (whitespotted bambooshark), 1498 nucleotides long. Lineage: Eukaryota; Metazoa; Chordata; Chondrichthyes; Orectolobiformes; Hemiscylliidae. The record is from RefSeq and is a predicted model, not a curated record.
ACUGUUGCUCUGAUCUCAAUGUCGAGUUUGUGACAGGAAUUAUCAUCGCAUUUGAUUGGCACAACGCCUCAUUGACGUGACAUCAGCGGGCAAGCGGGACAUAUAUAUAUAUAAAGCCCCCUUUCAAUUAUUUUAGUCAGCAGGAGCAGGAAAAAGUGUUUAAAAUAACCCUACUGAAUUUAUAUAUAAACCCUGCUUCUUCAGUCUGGAUUGUCUGUUUGCUGUGCGUGUGUCUUUAUAUAUAUAUAUAUAUAUGGGCUUUGAGACAUGAUGGACUUUGGUAAAGCGCUGAAUGCCCGCGGCUUUGUGAGUAAACCGGACAACUUGCUUGGAAUCUGUCCCCCUUUUGGUUGCAUUCUCAGUACAGAGGUCUGAAAACAAUGUUUGGCCCCCUCUCCGCCUCCUGUUGAUCGGCGAGAAGGGGUGUACUGUCCGCUGGAAAUCUUCCCAAUGCCCGGACAAGAGAGAGAGAGAGAGAGUGAAAGUGUGUGGAUUAACAGCGAGCAAUGCAGAGGAUAGGGGAGAACGGAGCGGAGCUGGUUCGGUUGCCGGUCCCAGGAGAGGAAUAAAUUGACGGACUCCUGCGUUGUGAGACUCGGGAGGGAUAAACUAAGAGCCAGGCACGGAAACGAACUCCCCGCCACCUCCCACCCUCCCUCCACAUCAACAACCCUCCCUCCCUUCCUAGAUGCUAGAAAACAAGGCAGCCGCGGAGAGGAGGGAAAUAAUCGCCUGAACUUUAUCUCCCCCCUCCCAAAAGCAGAUGUUCCGGCGCCUUCAUUUGCGGGAGGGGGGGACCAGAACGAACCGAGGACGGAGUUAGCGGACCUGCCCGCGUUUCAAUGGACCGCUGCUUUCUCUGAGCUGGGCGCCUGUUGUAGGGAAAGGUAACGCGGGCGCAGGAAGGAGACGAGACACGAUGACCGCCGGUAGACGAUCUCUGAUGGCGCUAUUGCUCUGUCAGGUUUUAUUCGGGGGUUCGGCCGGACUCAUCCCCGAGGUGGGCCGCAGGAGAUUCGCCGAGCAGUACGCCAAUUCCGGCCGGGCACAGCCUCCCCCGCAGACCGAGGAGCUGCUGCAGGAGUUCGAGCUGCGGCUCCUCAACAUGUUCGGCCUCCGGCGCCGCCCUCACCCCGCCAGGAACGCGGUCAUCCCGCAGUACAUGGUGGACCUGUACCGGCUGCACUCGGGCGAGGAAGCCGAACGGGGACAAGCGACCGACGCCUGGGUGCUCUCCCAGUUCCCCGAGAGGUCGGCCAGCAACGCCAAUACCGUCAGGAGCUUCCACCAUGAAGGUAAGGUGAAGCGAGGCAGUUCACCUCAGUGACCUCUCUCUCUCUCACACACACACACACACUCUGCCCCAAGUUCUCUCAGUCUGGGGGAUAAGAUCAAAACCUGUCAUACAACUCGUCCCUGGGCAACAAUGUAGCCACAUAUGACACACAGGUAACUCCAGUCCCAUCGGAGGUAACUCCACGCACGAAUAUAUAUGUAU